AUGUCAAAACGGGCCGAAGCCCAAAAGCAGCAAGCAAUGGAAAAGGCGGAACAAGGGGGAAUCGAACGCGACGCACGGCUUGGAUAUGUGCCGGAUACGUUGUGGGAAACAAUUCGCCAACGCGACGACGCAAAGGCGGCAUCUUGCCCCGCUGGCCAGAUGAAGGAGGUGAUGCUUCUGUCCAUGGAGGAGCUCAAGCAGGAGGGGGAGAGCGACCUGCAACAUGGAAAGGCGUCAUCGGCAGCGAGGGCCAAGGCGACAGCCGCACCCGGUGCGAGAAGCAAGAGCGAGAAGGAAAAGGAGCCCCCCGCCACAGCGUCAAAAAGCCGGUUGGAGGUUUUCGCUUCAGAGGAGGACGAGAGCGAAGACGAGGGCGAGGAUGAGGACGACCAGGGCAAGGGAGAAAAAGGGGACAUGGUCACCACUCGCCACUGCAAUCCCGAGAUCGGGCCGAAAUCGGCCCGAACCCAUAUCAAUGAUCCGGUCCUGCGUAAGUCCACACCCUUCCGUAGUCCUUGA
This is a messenger RNA of Ectocarpus siliculosus, 519 nucleotides long. NCBI's taxonomy places the organism in Eukaryota, Phaeophyceae, Ectocarpales, Ectocarpaceae. The record is from the annotation of a GenBank genome assembly.